GCCCUGGAGGCACUUUAUUUCUUCCGCCGCUCAAUCGAUUGCCGCCUGGACCUCGACCUCGAUCUCGUCAGGGCAGCGGAUCACGAGCUCAGCAAUCGCAGGCUCUGACUCUGCUAGCGCUCGACCCUUCGUCCUUCUUCGUCGCAACCAACCACUGCCAACCCGGCUUGUCUCGCAGUCUCCGCUGCAAAUCCCACUGCUUGGCACCACGAGGUCAAACGUGUCGUGGAAGUCGAUGGUCGAUCAGCCAAAGAGCGAGCCAGACGUAUCCUCUUCAUCUCCAUCAGCUUCAUCACUCUUCCCAACAUCUAGCGCACCGAUUCCCCCUGCUUUCCCCUCUGCUCCUCAACCUGCACAUCAUUUCAUCUAUCCUGCCAGCUAUACUCACGUCGCCUAUCCUCAACAUCCGACAGCUGUCCAGUUUGAGCAGCACACGAUGCUUGCCAAUCCACACCACGCUGCUUCUGCUCAGCAGCCAUGGGCUUAUGGCCCUCAAGGCCCCCCUCCUGGUGCUGCUCAUCAUCAUCAACAGCCUGCUGCUCUAUCUGGUCACGGCUAUGCAAUCUCUCCCUUUGCUCGCCCACCCAUGCAUCCCAUGGUUGGUCACUCUAUGCACUACAUACCAUCGGCUUACCAUGUCCACAGCGGACCAAGGCAUUCGGUCCCCACCGAGUCAUGGAGCUACCCUGCAGGCGCAUCCGCCUACUCGCACGAUCACCAGCACCACCAGCCGCAUGCACACCACACUGCGCUCCCACAUCACCCUCACGCUUCUGUCAGACAGUCAUCGCCAACUCAGCAAGAGCCUACAGUACUGGCAAAGGCGAGCAAGAAGCGAUCGCGAUCCCCCUCACAGUCCGACAAGACCUCGUCAGCGAAGCGCCCCUCAGGGCCAGAGAAGCGCAAUAGCAGCUCAGCAGGCACGGCCAAAGUCGUUGAGAAGGAUGGCCAGACAACGACCAUCUUUCAAUGCCGCGGCUUCGGUGACUGCAACAUGACAUUCACACGUAGCGAACACUUGGCUAGGCACAUCCGCAAACACACUGGCGAGAGGCCUUUUCAAUGCCACUGCGGCAAGGCCUUCUCUCGUCUUGACAACUUGCGACAACGCCCAUCUGGCCGCAUCGGCUGCUCAAGCUCAGCACGCACAGGCACUCGUUGUUGCCAAUCAACAAGGUCACGCCGCAGCGGCGGCGGCAGCAGCAGCAGGGUCAUCCGGCUCGCCUUCGACUUCUACCAUGCCUCCAGCCGCCAAAAGAACUUCGAAGGUCGGCAAGCCGGGAAGCUUUAGCACGGCAAGCGCGCCAUACAGGCUGAAUGGAGAAGCGGCGAUCGCUAA
Jaminaea rosea is the source of this 1339-nucleotide messenger RNA. RefSeq lists its product as hypothetical. NCBI's taxonomy places the organism in Eukaryota, Fungi, Basidiomycota, Exobasidiomycetes, Microstromatales. The record is from RefSeq and is a predicted model, not a curated record. The coding region runs from base 236 to 1291 and encodes 351 amino acids. Gene Ontology annotation, molecular function: RNA polymerase II cis-regulatory region sequence-specific DNA binding; DNA-binding transcription factor activity, RNA polymerase II-specific. The transcript has 3 exons. Gene Ontology annotation, biological process: regulation of transcription by RNA polymerase II.